This is a messenger RNA of Nelumbo nucifera (sacred lotus), 5639 nucleotides long. RefSeq lists its product as uncharacterized. Gene Ontology annotation, biological process: protein deubiquitination. The record is from RefSeq and is a predicted model, not a curated record. Lineage: Eukaryota; Viridiplantae; Streptophyta; Magnoliopsida; Proteales; Nelumbonaceae. Gene Ontology annotation, molecular function: protein binding; cysteine-type deubiquitinase activity.
UCGUAAAUUGCUGUCGCUGCAGGCGAGAAUUCCAACUUCGUUCUUCACCUUCUCUUCCUCUAUCCAUCGUUCUUGAAUGCGUUUCCAUCCAUUUAAAUCUGUCUGUCCGUUAGUUUCUUCAAGAAACUAUCCAUUUUUCUAUCUGCUGUGUUGCCUCUGUUUCUGAUGUUGUUGGUAUGCGUUCAAACUGAAUUGAUUAAUGGGGCAUAAGAAGCGGAAUGUUGCUCCCCGCUCUAGACCUUCUGCUCUUGCUACGGUGGUUCCCGCCGAUAAUCUCGACGGUCUGGGCUCCGUCGAAUAUGAAAAGACGCCGAAUCUUGGUCACUCCGAUGACUCCAGGCAAGAGCAGAGCAAGAUCGAAGCUGCUGUUCAAUCGGAUACUUCGUCGUACUCCGCGGUCAAGAUCGAAUGCGAGCGAGCCCUCAUUGCUCUUCGGCGGGGAAACCACACCAAGGCUUUGAGACUGAUGAAGGAGUCCUGCUUCCGCCACGAGAGCUCUGCUCUCCUCCACCGCGUCCAGGGUACUGUCUGUGUUAAGGUGGCAUCCCUGAUUGACGACCCCAAUGCCAAGCAGCGACACCUUAGGAACGCAAUUGAGUCUGCUCGACGUGCGGUUGCGCUCUCUCCCAAUUCAAUUGAGUUCGCCCACUUCUAUGCGAAUCUGCUCUAUGAGGCAGCCAAUGAUAGCAAGGGCUACGAGGAGGUUGUUCAGGAAUGUGAGCGAGCGUUCUUGAUUCAGAACCCUGUCGAUCCUGCCAUAGAGAGCUUGCAGGAUGAGAACCAGCAGAAGCUGUCCACGCCCGAGGCACGAAUCUCUCAUAUGCAGCAGGAACUCCGUUCGCUCAUCCAGAAAGCCAACAUUGCUUCCAUUUCUACGUGGAUGAAGAAUCUCGGAGGUGGGACUGGGGAGGAGAGGUUUCGUUUGAUUCCGAUGAGGAGGCUAUCGGAAGACCCCAUGGAGGUCAGGCUGGCUCAGACUAGGCGGCCCAAUGAAAUCAAGAAGGCGACGAAGACGCCUGAAGAAAGAAGGAAGGAGAUUGAGGUGCGCGUUGCUGCUGCCAGGCUAUUGCAGCAGAAAUCUGGUUCUCCCCAAUCCCCAAAAGACGAAGAGAAAGCUUCGGAGUCAUCUUCUGGGUCACAUCGAGUGGGAGAGCGUCGCAAGUAUGCAAAUGUACGGAAAGUUGCCUCUUCGGUUGACAGAAUGGAUCAGGUUCGAUCUUAUUGGAAUUCUAUGAGUCUUGAUAAGAAGCAAAGCUUGCUUGAAGUAAGUGUUCACGAUCUCAAGGCUCAUUUCAGUUCAUCUAAGGAUGGCUUAGCGACGGAGGUCUUAUCAGAAGCUCUAUCUUUUGCGGAGUCCCAUAAAACAUGGAAGUUUUGGUUGUGCUGCCGUUGCAACGAGAAAUUUACUGAUUGCGGUUCAUACAUGCAGCAUAUUGUGCGGGAGCACAUGGGAAACUUAUCUCCAAAAUUGCAGUCAGUCUUGCCUCAAGAAGUUGAUACUGAUUGGGCAGAGAUGCUUGUUAAUGGUUCAUGGAAACCUGUCGAUGCUUCUGCUGCACUAAGUAUGCUUGAAAAUCAGUUGAGAUGCCAAUCUCCUAAGCUCUUCAAUGAAUCUGAUAUCAGGAACCACAGGGACAAGAAUAAGGAAGAAUUUCUAGUUGAUGAUUGGUGCUCCAAAGAUCCAUCGGAUUCUUCCCCCGAUGAGGGUAAGGUACAACCACUGGAUGAAGAGUUCAAAGCAGGGGAUAUUGGCAAUGAAAAUGCUCUGGAAAACACAAGCCAUGAUUACAUUUCUGAUUUCCAGUCGAGGGAAUAUAGUGGGAACCGGUUAUCAAGGGGAUGUUACCGUGCCCAGAUUUGGCCAUUGUCAGAUGAUUCUGAGCGUGCAAAGCUCCUAGAAAGAAUCCGUGGCAUGCUCCAAUUGCUUCUGAGACAUAAGUGUCUUGCUGUGAGCCAUCUUAACAAGGUAAUUCAAUACACAAUGAAUGAACUUCAGAGUCUUGCUUCAGGUUCACAACUUCUGAACCAUGGUUUGGACCAAACACCAUUGUGCAUAUGCUUCUUAGGGGCCUCCCAGCUUAGAAAAAUCAUCAAAUUCUUGCAGGAGAUUUCUCAUUCAUGUGGUUUAGGCAGAUAUUCUGAGAAGAGCACCUCUACAAAUGAUGCACAUACUGUUUCUCCAGGUUUCAAAAUCAAAGAGAGGAUUGUUUUUACUAAUGAUUCCUCUUGUCUCCUUUUGGAUGAGCGUUUACUACGGGGGACACUUACUCCACUUACCUAUGAUAGUGCUCAUGCGGAUGAUGGUUCUGCAACAAAUUCUGUUCUUGUUGAUCAUGAGAACGGGGUACUGCCUGAGAAUGAUGCUCUGUUGUCCUGGAUGUUUACAGGUCCAUCAAGUGGGGAGCAACUGUCAUCAUGGACACAUCUGAGAGAAGAGAAAACACGUAAAGGAAUGGAAGUUCUCCAGAUGCUCGAGAAGGAAUUCUACCUCCUACAGAGCUUAUGUGAUAGGAAAUGUGAGCAUUUGAGCUAUGAGGAAGCAUUACAGGCAGUUGAGAGCCUCUGUCUUAAUGAACUUAAGAGAAGGGAACAUGUCACAGAACUUGUCACUCAAAGUUAUGAAACAGUCCUGAGGAAGCGGCAAGAAGAACUUGUUGAGAUGGACAAUGAUGUUAUGUUCAUCAGCAGUAGGUUUGAGUUGGAUGCAAUAUCCAAUAUUCUUAAAGAAGCAAAGAGUCUGAAUGCUAAUCAGUUUGGGUAUGAUGAACCUAUGAAUGGUAUGACUUCUCGUUUAUGUGACUUGGACUAUGGUGAAGAUGAUGUUUGGCGAAUGCAGGACUACCUGCAUCAGGCAGACACAUGCAUAGAAGUGACAAUCCAGAAACAGAAAGAUCAGUUAUCUGUGGAGCUCAGUAAAACUGAUGCAAGAAUUAUGCGGAAUGUCAGUGGCAUGCAACAGUUGGAGCUUAAGCUGGGGCCCUUAUUGGCUCAUGACUACCGGGCAAUUAUGUUACCUCUUUUAAAGUCAUUCAUGCGGGCAUACUUAGAGAAUCUGGUUGAUAAAGAUGCUAUGGAAAAGUCUGAUGCUGCAAGAGAAGCAUUUUUAGCUGAACUUGCACUUGAUGCCAAGAAUAGUGCUAGUAGAGGAGGUGAUCAUUUGAAACAGAUACAGGAGAAAUCGAAAGAUAGGAAAAAGAACAAGGAUUACAGAAAAGCAAAGGAUUUAAAGGCUGCUGGUGUUAGUGAGCAGAUUCUCUGUCAGGAAUCUGAGGAACAGACUUACUCUUCAGUUUUAUUGGACAAAAACCAUCUUGAUUCCGUGGCUGUUGGUUCUAUAAGCUGUGAUGUUCUGCAACAACAGGAAGAGGACUUUCGACAUAAGAUAGAGCUUGAAGCCGAGGAAAGAAAGCUAGAAGAAACAUUGGAGUAUCAAAGGCGAAUUGAGAAUGAGGCAAAACAGAAGCACCUUGCAGAGCAACAUAGGGAGGCUAAUGGGAUAACUCUAGAUAAUGUAACAGAGGGAUUAUCAGUUCUAGGCUCAAAGUGCAAUCCUGAUGCUAGAGAUGUGCAUGGGCAGCUGAGAUCUUGUAAGCCAGUGUCUUUGCCUAGCAAUCAUGGCUCUUCAGCUAGCUGGAAUGGGUUAGACUCUGGUGGUUCUUAUUCUCAAAUUAAUGUCCAUAUGGAAGACCAAACUGCUGAAUUGGAUAACUCCACAAAACACUCUAGGCAUGACAUGAAACUGAAUGAACAUGAGAGGAUUUCAAUUAGUUAUCAAGAGGAGCUUCAUGAGCAUUGUACUGAUCAGGAUUCAUUGGCAUCUGGGGUGCUAAUCGAUUUAUCAAGAAUGCCUACAACAAAUACUGAGGGAAAUGUGGUGCCUGGCAAACCUUCAACCAACUCUAGGGACCAAAAGACUAAAAAAACACAUAAUUAUUCUCAUAGCCAAGUUAGUCAAGGCUUACCUGACCUAGGAAUUCAAGGCAAUUGUUCAUUGCCUUCUGAUCAAUGGACAGGGAGGCAAGGUAAACGGCGUAGUAGUUCUACCAAAAUGUUGGGUGGAAAUCAUCGAGGUUUGCCAUUUGGGAAAGAAAAUAAUGAAGUAUUGAGUUUGCAAACUGGGAGCUGCACCAAAACACAAGUCAGGGUUCAGGAUAAUCUUCAUGAUGGAAACAUUGACCCAUGUAUAGGAGACAUCACAACCAAAACAUUGAGACAACUACAUGUGGAUGAGGAUGCCGAGGAAAGGUUCCAGGCUGACCUUCAAAAGGCUGUACGCCAAAGUCUUGACACAUUCCAAGCACAUAAAGGUUCACCACCAGUUCCAAGGCAAAGGGUGCCUCAAAGGACUUCUCCAGAAGCAGGUGAUUAUGGAGCUUCACCUGAUGCAGUCAUGGUUGAGAACAUAAAUGGAAUUGAUGUGUUUGGAACAGGGCUGAAAAAUGAAGUUGGUGAAUACAAUUGCUUUUUAAAUGUAAUUAUACAGUCUUUAUGGCAUUUAAGGCGGUUUAGAUAUGAAUUCUUGAAGAGAUCAGAAUCAGUCCAUGUGCAUGUCGGUGAUCCUUGUGUUGUCUGUGCACUAUAUGAUAUUUUUACUGCCUUGAGCAUGACUUCUACAGAUACACGAAAAGAAGUUGUUGCUCCUACUUGUUUGAGGAUUGCUCUGAGCAACUUGUAUCCCGAUAGCAAUUUCUUCCAAGAGGGACAAAUGAAUGAUGCUUCUGAGGUGUUGGCAGUAAUCUUUGACUGCCUUCAUCAGUCAUUUACUUCUGGUUCAGGUGUUCAUGAUGCUGAAUCAGAGGAAAGCAAUUGCUUGGGCUCUUGGGAUUGUGUAAACAAUGCUUGUAUAGUGCAUACACUUUUUGGGAUGGACAUUUUUGAACGAAUGAACUGCUACAGCUGCGGUGUGGAGUCCAGACAGUUAAAGUACACAUCCUUUUUUCACAACAUCAAUGCCAGUGCACUUCGAACAAUGAAGAUUUUGUGUGCAGAUAGCUCUUUUGACGAGCUUCUGAAGUUUGUAGAGAUGAAUCACCAGUUAGCUUGUGACCCAGAGGCAGGUGGCUGUGGUAAACUCAACUAUAUCCAUCAUAUUCUUUCAAGCCCUCCACAUGUUUUUACAACAGUUCUAGGUUGGCAGAAUACCUGUGAAAAUGCAGAUGACAUAUCUGCGACAUUGGCAGCUCUUACCACUGAGUUAGAUAUUGGCAUCUUGUACCGAGGCCUGGAUCCAGGGAACCGACAUUCCCUAGUUUCAGUGGUUUGCUAUUAUGGGCAACAUUAUCACUGUUUUGCCUACAGUCAUGAGCUUGAACGAUGGGUUAUGUAUGAUGACAAAACUGUCAAGGUAAUUGGCAGUUGGCACGAUGUUCUUACCAUGUGUGAAAGAGGGCAUUUACAACCUCAAGUUCUUUUCUUCGAAGCUGUAAAUUAACUUUUACCUGGAGAAUAUGUCAAUACUUGGCCUACAUUCUCUGUCGAUAGUGCUGCAUAGCUACUCAUAGUCGUCCCUGCAAUUGCGGCAGCGAAGCUUAAAUUUUUGUAGCAACCAAAGUUUUGAAGCGAGUUUGAAAGAAUUUGUAGGAGCAGUUGGUCCCCUCGGAGAAACAGUGUACUAAAAGAGAUUUUAUUUCGAAAUGAGC